Syzygium oleosum is the source of this 2083-nucleotide messenger RNA. Its product is annotated as auxin efflux carrier component 2-like. Gene Ontology annotation, cellular component: endoplasmic reticulum; plasma membrane. Gene Ontology annotation, biological process: auxin polar transport; auxin export across the plasma membrane. Bases 22 to 1932 code for a protein of 636 amino acids. Gene Ontology annotation, molecular function: auxin efflux transmembrane transporter activity. Lineage: Eukaryota; Viridiplantae; Streptophyta; Magnoliopsida; Myrtales; Myrtaceae. The record is from RefSeq and is a predicted model, not a curated record. The transcript is spliced from 6 exons.
UCAACCGGGUAGUUGUCAUAUAUGGACAAGGAUGAUCGAUUCAUCUCUCUCUAUCCUUCUCUUCCAACUCAAAGUUCUCAACAGCAUUGUCAAUCAAAACCCACCUUUUUCCUUUUCAAUUUUUCUAUUCAUUGCCCUUUAUUCCUUUUCUCUGAAAAAACCAUGCUCUCUGGUAAGGACAUUUACAAGAUUGUUGCAGCGAUCGUGCCCUUGUACGUGGCCAUGAUCUUAGCCUAUGCCUCUGUUCGGUUUUGGAAGAUCUUCACCCCACAACAGUGCGCCGGCAUCAACCGAUACGUGGCCACUUUCGCUGUCCCUGUCCUUUCCUUCCAUGUGAUCACAUCUUGUGACUUCUAUGACAUGAAUUAUCGCUUUCUUGGAGCUGACACUCUCCAGAAAGUGGUGAUUCUAGCCCUUCUUGUACUGUGGGUAAUCUUCAGCCGAAAUACGAGCCUUGAGUGGGUGAUAUCUUUCUUCUCCCUCUCCACCCUUCCAAACACCUUGAUCAUAGGCAUUCCUCUACUCCAGGCAAUGUACGGAGAUCCCUCAAGUAGUCUGAUGGUUCAAAUAGUGGUCCUGCAGGUUUUAAUAUGGUAUACCCUCUUGCUAAUCUUGCUUGAAUAUAGAGGUGCAAUGAUCCUGUUCAACGAACACUUUCCUGAUUGCUCUCCGGCAAUAACCUCCAUCAGGGUCGAUCCUGAUGUUGUUUCGCUCAAUGGUCAUGAAUCAUUAGAGGUGGAGGCCGAGAUAGAUGAUAAUGGCAAGGUCCACGUAAUGGUCAGGAGAUCCUCCACUUCAUCUAUGGAGUCCACACUCCGUAAAUCCCUCGAACAAUUGAGUUCCGUAACAACAAGCCCACGUGCAUCAAACCUGUCAGGGGUAGAGAUUUAUUCAUUGCAGUCUUGGUCAAGAACAUCAAGCCUCAAUAAACCGGACGGUAAUUAUGGAAGCCAAAAGCACGAAUUUAAUGGGAGUAAAGAGGCUGCAUUUUCCUUACAUGAUUCAAAAUCAGCAAAUGCAAAAGCUGAUUGGAUUGUUGAUGUAGGAACCACUCGUGUUGGCAAGAGAAGUUAUAGGGGAAGGAAUCAGAGCAGCGAGUCGAUAAACAGCUUCCCAUUUCCAUUGCACCAGCCUUCUCACCCGAAUUUUAUAACAUCUAUCAGCGCAGUACCAAUGAUGUUCGCUGAUAGUAACUUCAGUGCAGUGCCUGCUAAGGGGCUUCACAUGUAUGAUUGGGGCUCGAGUGCACGCAAGUCGAGACAUGCCGGCUCUAGUAUCGCACAUGGUUCUUCUGAUCUUGGUAUUCAAGAGGAAACAGCUACUUUUAAAGGCGGUCAAAAUUUUCGAGAAGCAUUGAAUGAACAUGCAGAGAAUGCAUCUGAGAUGAUUGAUAACGGGAAUGCAGUGAAUACUGAGCGUGGGUUGCCUUCAAUGAGCGUGAUGACAAGACUCGUUGUAUUGAUGGUCUGGAGGAAGCUCAUUCGAAACCCUAACGUAUACGCCAGUAUAUUGGGUCUUGCGUGGUCUCUGCUUUCAUUCAAGUUGCACCUCGAAAUGCCUCUGAUCGUCAAAGGGUCGUUACAAAUACUCUCGGAUACAGGUCUUGGAAUGGCAAUGUUCAGUCUAGGUUUAUUCAUGGGAACGCAGCCGAAAUUGAUACCUUGUGGAUAUCCAUUAGCAACAUUAGCCAUGGCCUUGAGGUUCAUAGUAGGACCACUUGUGGCUGCAGCUACUUCGGUUGCGCUGGGUAUUCGUGGCCAUCUUUUGCGUAUAUCAAUCGUACAGGCCGCCCUUCCGGCAGCGGUUAUUCCAUUUGUAUUUGCUAACGAAUACAAAGUACAUGCCGAUAUAAUGAGUGUUUCGGUUAUCUUGGGAAUACUGAUAUCAUUGCCAGUGGCAUUGCUCUAUUAUGCGGUUCUUGCAGCGAUCUAGUAUGAAAGCUUGAGUGAAUUAAGCUCCAUGCAGAGCAAAGAAGAAAAUGGUUGAAGAUGAUGUCUUCAUAAUAUUUUGGGAAAAAACAUGUGUCUGAUAUGUUUAAUUAAAUUUUGAUUGAAAUUCUAGUGCACUGAACGUCUUUAUCCUU